GAGCAGCUUGCUACUCGCGAGGACGUUGUGUCCUCUCUUCUGGACUUGAGCAUGCUCCAGGCUCGUCAGGAGCGACUCACCCUCCAUGUCGCUGCACUGCGUCGCCUUCUUGCCAUCCUCUUUGACCCUGAUCGCACCCUCCCGAUCAUCCCUGUACGACUCGGGACCUCCACGAGGGUGUACUCAGCGUUGUGGGAUUCCGGUUCUCAGGGCGACUUCAUUCACCCACGCAUGGUAAAGGAAGCCCGCUUACCCUCGACACGGUCUCCGACUCCCAUCUCUGUUACCCUAGGGGAUGACAAGACCCAACGCUUCUUCGAUCAGACGGUCACCGACCUCCGCUUCCUCCUCACUCUCGAGCCGACUGAUCGUUCCCAGGCGUCUCGUCGCCACCGCUCCUCUGCACAUUUCGAUGUGAUGGAAACGGGGUACGACUUCAUUCUCGGCACUCCGUGGUCUCAUCGGUUCCGCAGCACCGAGGCCGAUUGGGCGACCAACACUCUCGUUCUCAAAAUGAAGUGUGGACAGACGUAUCGCGUACCUUUCAUAGGUACCACGGCGACACCACGCCCCGAUCCUCCUCCCCUGGAGCCUUCAGUGCCCACACCAUCUCCCUCUAUCACUGUCACCUCGCCUCGGCAGUUCGCUCACUUCAUUCGACAGGACGAUGUCACCUUCUUUAUGGUGAACGUGACGGAUCUCUUACACUAUGAUCCACCCUGUCCCGACGCCGAGCUCAUCCCUCUGGAGCCAGAUCCUCCCUCUAUCUCCAUGACUCCCAUCUCUACUUCCGUCCCUCCGCCGUCCGUCGAGUCCACCCUGCCGUCGCGCGCUGACGCUGACGCUGAGGAACUCGCACGAUAUACGGCUGACUUGAAGCCCGCAGUUCGUGACCUCAUCCGAGAGUACCACGACAUUUUUCCAUCGUCGUUCUCGUACACCGGCAUCCCACCGAUGCGUGACGUCGAGCACUUCAUUCAGCUCGUGCCUGACUAUCGUGUUCACCAUCAGGCACCCUACAGACUCUCGAUCCCCGAGGCCACCGAACUCAAGCGUCAGCUUGAGGAGCUCCUGAGACUGGGUUUYAUUAAACCCAGCAACUCCCCRUGGGGUGCACYCGUCCUCUUUGCUCGCAAAGCGGAUGGAACUCUUCGUCUCUGCAUCGACUACCGCGGCCUCAACCGCUACACGGUUAAGAACAACUACCCCAUGCCUCGUUCCGAUGAGCUGUUCGACCGCCUAGCAGGCAACCGCUUCUUUACGAAGAUUGAUCUUCGUAGCGGUUACCAUCAGAUCCGCGUCGCUGCAGCCGACCAGCUGAAGUCCGCGUUCCGAUCACGAUUCGGCCACUACGAGUUCACGGUGAUGUCAUUCGGCCUCACCAACGCACCCGCUACCUUCCAGAGGGCGAUGAACGACAUCUUCAGGGACAUCCUGGAGCAGUACGUUCUCGUCUACCUCGAAGAUAUCCUGGUCUAUAGUCGUACCCUUGAGGAGCACCUCAGACACCUUCGCGACGUCCUUGACCGCUUGCGCAGACAUGGCUUCUAUGCCAAGCUAAGCAAGUGCCGCUUUGCCCAGCACAAAGUGGAUUUCUUAGGACACUACGUGUCUGACCAGGGUCUCCACAUGGACGACGUGAAGAUCACUGCUAUUGCGGAGUGGCCCGCUCCCACAUCCGCCAAGCAGCUUCGCAGCUUCCUAGGCCUGACCAGCUACUAUAGUAACUUCAUCCGGGGACACGCUAGCUAUUCCUACGUCCUUACCUCCACCCUCCUCCGGAAGAACCCACGCUGGGCUUGGACACCCCUCCACGAGGACGCCUUCCGUGCCCUCAAGAAGGCGGUGACAUGCGCACCGGUUCUUCAUCUACCUGAUUUUGACCGCCCUUUUAUCCUUACCACCGAUGCGUUAGACUUCGCUGUAGGAGCAGUGCUUUCUCAGGUCUUCCCCUCAUCUCCUGAUUCCUCUCAUCCUCGUAUCCCUCGCUUCCCACCACCUACCCCUACCACUGCUUCCCUACUGACGCCUACUCGUUCAGCUACUGACGAGCCUUCUAUUGACUAUUCUCCUACCAUCGCCGAGGACGGCACUGUCGAGUCUCGCUCAGUAGCAGAGUUCCAUGACCAGGCAGCUGCCGGUCAUAUGGGUUUCCACAAGACGUUGGCUCGUGUGAGCCGCCUGUACGUCUGGCCGAAGCACAAGGACUUUGUGAAGGACUACGUCGCAGAGUGUCCCACCUGUCAGGAGGUGAACAGUGCGAACCAGCUACCUUAUGGUUUGCUCCAGCCUCUUCCUAUCCCUGAGGGUCGUUGGCAGUCCAUCUCGAUGGACUUUAUCGGUCCUCUUCGACCUCCGACCCCCCGCGGUCAUGAUGCUAUCCUGGUCGUCGUCGACCGCUUCAUGAAGCGUGCACGCUUUGGUCCGUGUCGCUAUGCCAUCAGUGCACGUGAGGUCGCCGACAUCGUAUUUGACCGAGUCAUGCGUGACCACGACUUACCUCUGAGCAUCAUAUCUGACCGUGACCCGCGCUUUACCAGCCGAUUUUGGCGACGGCUCCACGAGGUGUACGGCACUCAGCUCCGCUUCUCCUCGUCUUACCAUCCUCAGACUAAUGGUCAGACCGAGAUCACGAACAGGACUCUCGGGGAUAUUCUCCGAAAGAUUGUUCGUGACGACCAGCAGUGGGAUUUCCAUCUUGCCCACGCGGAGAUAGCCUACAACCACGCCGUCUCGCCAGGCACGGGGAUGUCGCCUUACUAUUGCGACCGCGGCUAUCACCCGCGUGUUCCCGCAGACUUUCUUCGACCGUCCCAGAUGCACCCCGACUCGAGUUGUCCCGCGCUGGAUGAUUGGGUUGCACACAUGACGUCGAUUAUGAAGACCGCMCAUGAGCACAUAGCCGCUUCCCAGACUCGCAUGGCAGCACGUGCGAAYCGAUCGAGGAUGGAUCMCCCAUUCAAGGUCGGUGAUGAUGUGCUUAUCGACGCCCGCCACUUACAGCUCGAAGCGGACACGGUUCGCAAGUUUCGGCGUCGCUUCUUUGGCCCAUGCCGCAUCCUCBAGGCCGUCGGUUCUGAUACGGCAUCUAGCCCGGUCAGCUUUYGUGKGAAGCUGCCCGACUACCUACGCCAGGCUCGUGUGCAUGAUGUCUACCACGUCUCGUUACUGCGUCCUUACCGCAGACCGUCUGAGCGUUUCGCUGGACGACCAUACGAGCGCCCUCCACCCAUCAUGGUGGACGGCCACGAGGAGUUCCUCGUUUCAGACAUCAUUGGUCGCCGAGUCACCGACGACAACCCUCCCCACGUCGAGUAUCUCCUUGUUGACGAUCUGCCAACGAGCAUCAUCUCCUUCAAUCCGAGCGAUCCUUGUCAGGUCAGGCCUGUCACUGUGGAGAGAACGUUGACACCAACCGUAAUUUGGGCAAAUUGUACAGAGGAUUUCUGUCAAUACUUGAGUGAUCACGAUCCUACGGGUUGGUGCUAUCUGGACCUGAACGAGCUCGCACCGGAUAAUUCCAAUCUGAAUGAGUUCUGGAAUGCUCAUCUGGCACACGGAGAGGUGUCAUCGGACGACGACCCAGGUCGCAUAACCAUCACGAGGCUAUCAGCGGAAGAAGAGUCAGAGGCCCGAUCAACGAUGAAGGAAGAAGAGGAGGCAUCGACACCCGAGCCCCAGGAGGCUCUUCCGGCCCGAGCGCCACUUGCCGCACGAGGAGGAUCUGCCCUGAACCUCGAAGUCCCCUCCCACGCCGCCUGUCGUCACGAUGGUGCAGAAUCCUCCUGCUGGCGCUGCCGCUCUUGCUCACCAUCUCCUUCCUCCUCCUCCCCCUCGGCGCUUCGUCCCCGUCCUCCUCCCCGCACGAGCGCUCCGUCUUCGUCCCAUCUACCGCCGCCCUCUUAAUUAUCUAUCCUUUUCUCCUCUUCCCCAUAUCGAAUUCCACCUA
Molecule: messenger RNA, 3949 nt
Organism: Chara braunii
Lineage: Eukaryota; Viridiplantae; Streptophyta; Charophyceae; Charales; Characeae
Source: the annotation of a GenBank genome assembly